GUUCUGAUUCCGCACAGGGAACAAAAUUCCAAACGUUUGUCGUCAGAAAGGGACAGCUCAAUUCUUUGAUUCCAUCAGUAACAGCUGAUAACCAGAGGUUUGAUAAUUCCAUAAUUAUUGGACCGUUAUCUAAAGCAGAACACUACUAUACCAUUCACUUCUACUUUUCAAUGAAAACAACAACGAAACUAAAUAUUGCUAUUGAAGACUUGAGGAAGUCUGUAGUAAAGCUAUCAAAGUCACAGACAGCUGAGAGCAGAAGGUGGCCAGUGGCCAGCCAGCCGCCCGCCGUCCCGUUGUCUCACUUUGACGUGGUGCGGUGGGACCACUUCACUCUCACUCACAAAUAUCUCAACAACGAUUUCACAAACCUUGUCCCUCUCUCUGGUGCCGACAAGGAAGAUAUCCAGAGAAUCAUCUCCGCAGCUAUAACUCAUGUAGAGGAAAAGUAUGAGAGUGCAUUGAAAUUUCAUAGGUUUAUAAACGGGUAUCAGAAAUUUGACCCUUCAAGAGGAAUGGAUUAUAUAAUUGAUCUUGAGUUCAGAGAAACUACAAGUGGCAAAACGAUCCACAAAAGAUUUGAAUUGUUCAAAUCGUUGGGCAAGGUAGAGAUGGUACCAGUACCGUAUGUUACGGAGAACGUGCGCGUACAUGUCGUCAUCCCAGUCCAGUCAGCUGACAGUGAAAGGAUAAUGACGUUUUUGAAAAGUUACAGUAUAAAUGCAAUGGAGAAAAAAGAUUUGCAGUUCUUGAUGUUGGUUUUUAUCUAUAACUCGCACGAGUCAUCAAAAGGAGACAAUGAUAUUUUUAAAGAAGUAAAAAAUAAAGCUUUAUCGCUUUCGAAUAAAUUUGAGAAGUUAGGCAAUUUAAUAAAGUGGCAUUCAAUAAAGCUUCCUGGCAAUGGAUCAGACUUUGCAGUUUUAACCGAAUCUUUGCUAGAUUUCGCAGUAAUGGACUCUGUUCUGAAAAAGUUCUCACCAGAAAGUUUAGUUCUUGUAGGAAGGCCUAAUAUGGAAGUGCGUCUGGAUUAUUUUAAUAGGGUGCGGAUGAACACUGUGUUGGAUUUUCAAGUGUUCAGCCCCAUCCCGUUCACUGAGUACCAUCCAGACAUCAUUUACAAUGAGAACCGGCCACAGCCUCCAGAAUUGGAUAUCAACAAGAACUAUGGCCAUUACGAUUCUACAAACUUCAAGCACAUAUCAUUCUACACUGCCGACUAUUUUAAAGGUUCAUUUAAUUUUGCAGCUCGUAAAAAAAUUGAGGAUGUAAUUCCACUUGUUAAAUAUGACAAAGACAUCUGGAAGUUGACACCUAAAUCCCAAUUGGCAGAAGACAGUCCUUAUCAUCUCUAUACAAGGAAUGGUAUAUACAACAUGUUCGUGAAGAACAGCAAAGCACACAUUUUGAGAGCGGUGGAACCCAGUCUCCGCUUGCGACACUCGCUAGAGACCUGUGUGUACUGUCGGAGCCAAGUAGAGUUUAACGAUUACUGCACCAGGAUGCAAGCGUUCAACCUCGCCACUAGAAGUCAACUCGGCAGACUCAUACUGGACUACCAAGCUCACGUUGCAUAUCCUCGGAGUGAAUUUUAGCUUGAUAGACUGGUUCAUACCCUGACAAAGAGCCUAGUAUUAUUAU
This is a messenger RNA of Homalodisca vitripennis (glassy-winged sharpshooter), 1638 nucleotides long. Its product is annotated as chondroitin sulfate synthase 2-like. Lineage: Eukaryota; Metazoa; Arthropoda; Insecta; Hemiptera; Cicadellidae. Gene Ontology annotation, molecular function: glucuronosyl-N-acetylgalactosaminyl-proteoglycan 4-beta-N-acetylgalactosaminyltransferase activity. Gene Ontology annotation, cellular component: Golgi cisterna membrane. The record is from RefSeq and is a predicted model, not a curated record.